AUGGACAGUGACUACUCAGGCAGUAGCAGUGAAGGUGAUGAACUCACAAACUCACCUACGCCUUUCAUAAUUCCCCCAGAAGAACCAGUACUGAUUACAAAUGUGCUAACAAAUAACUUAGAUGGCCAACCAGUCCUUCCGACAUUGCACGUCUUUAAAGAAGAACAUGGGAAACUCUUAGAAGAAGCUGUCAAAGAUAUUUUACCUGCCGAAGAAAAUAAUAACGCUAAACCAAUCAAAGACAUAACCGAAGCUAUAUCAAAUGAAAGAAAUGGAGAUUUUAACCAAAUCGAAAUUGAAAAUGCUAACAAAAAUCAAGAUUUUACUGUUCUAAGAACAAACAUUCCUUCCGAUAUUACCAGUAAUGAAAAUAAAGUAAACACUCCGACUGCUGACAUAAACACUGUAAAGGAGGUGGUAGAUAAAACUGAAACGGAUACGCCAUUGACAGUUAAUAUUGGGAUAUCCGGAGAGCUUAUCAAAGAAGAUGUUGUUAGAGAAUCUGAAGCAAAACCAACUUUGGUGGCUACUGAAAACGUUUAUACUGAUAAAGAUAACAAUGCAGCUGUACACCAAUCUACUUCAACUAUUCACAAAGAAGAGUCCACCUCUAAACAUCUAAGACAUAGAACAUUUCAACCAACCCAUAAAUAUUCUAGACCAACAAAUAAAUCAUCAUUAAAACAUUAUAACAGACAACAUGUAACAACCACUGCGAAACCUGUGCAUUUUGUACCAUCAAAAAAAAAUUAUAAUACGAGAACAUAUAUUAAACAUACUGCUACUACUUCAAAUAAUCAUCACAGCUAUCAUUCUCAAAAUUCAAAAAUAAAAACUGAUUCUGAUACCUCUGAAACUACUGAGUCUUCUGUUGAAGAAACUACCCAAAUGAUUCAACACCAAAUAACGAGAAGAUACCGUCAAAAUCAUCGUUUUAGCCCUAAAAAGCCUUCAAAUCAACACACAUAUUCUUCUUCGUUUUCUAGAGGUAAUCCUAAAUCGUUAGAAGAAAAUAUUGCUAUUGAUAAUGUUACCAGUAAUAACGAAAUGACCCAUAAACCAGAAUCUAACCAAGAACAUUCUAAUUCUGAUAGAAUAUCUCACUACAGAUCACCAGGGUAUCAUUUUAAACCUCAUUCAAAUCAAACAACUCAACAUACUAAAAAUGUUUUAUUGUCAAAAGAAAACAUUAAAAACAAUGGUACUACUACUAAAGCACCAAUGACAAAAUAUCACAGAUAUACUUUUAAUAAGCAUCCUUUAAACUUAAAUCAAAAACUUAUAUUGACUACUCAACCUACAACUACAGCCCCUAUAGAAUUAAAAGAUAUUGAUAAUAAAAAUGCUGCUGAUGUAAAACCAACGAUGGCUACUUACGAAAGGUUUAGACAUCAUCAAAAAACAAUUUUUAACAGAAAUACACAAACAGCUAAAAAUCAUUCGCAAGAGGAAAUAAAAUCGGAUCUUACUGCAAAUCAAAAAGAAAAAAGUAACGAUGGAGAUGAUAAAGGAGUCAGUGUAGUAACUACACCAAGUGUUUAUCAAAGAUUUAGACAAAAUCGUCCUCGCAUGAGUUUAAUGCCUAAAAUAGUAGCACCCGUUAAGAAUUUGGAAAAUCAUGAUGAUACUUUAGAUACUCAUGGAUCUAAAACUAUUAUUAACACAGAAGACAAUGCUGAUGAACGUACCACUACAAGUAUUUAUCAAAGAUUUAGAACGAAUCGUCCUCGUAUGAAUUUUAGCCCCAAAAUAAAAGCAGAAGUGAAGAAUUUGGAGAACCAUGGGGAUAACUCGGAGAGUCAUGAGCUUAAGAGCAUCCAUAUCGAAAAUGACAGUGCUAAUGAACACACAACAAGUAUUUACCAUAGAUUUGGAACAAAUCGACCUCAUAUGAAUUUUAAACCCAAAAUAGAAGCACAACAGAAAAAUUUGGAAAACCAUGGAGACAAGUCAAACAAUAAUAAAUCUAAUAAUACUAAUAACAAAGGCGAUGAUGCUAAUGAAGGUCCUACAACAAGUAUUUACCAAAGAUUUAGAACAAAUCGUCCUCAUAUAAUAAUAAAACCUAAAAUACAAGAAGAAGAAGUAAAAAGACAAAAAUCCAACACAAACAACAAUGGGGAUGGCAGUUUAAAUAAGCCGACUACAAGUAUUUAUCAAAGAUAUCGAACAAAUCGUCCUCAUAUGAUGAUGAGGCCUAAAACAGUUAUACAAUCAAAGAAUUUAGAAAACGAUGAAAAAGUCAGUAGCAAUAAUCCUGAAACUACAAAUAAUGAGAACAACAGUGCAGUUGAAGUGCCUACAACGACAAGUAUUUAUCAAAGAUAUAGACAACAUAGUCCCCUUAUGCAUUUAAAAACGCUACCAUUAAAAUCACACUCAGAAAACAUUGGUGAAGAAAAUAUAAAGUCAAAUGAUGAACAUGAUGAUGGUUCAACUCAAGUUCCUACUCCAAAAAACGUUUAUCAAAGAUAUGGAAAACAUAGUCCACAUAUGCAUACAAAAACGCAGACUUCUAAAUCAACAAACUAUGGUGAAGAAAAUGUGGAGCCAUAUGAUGAAGAUAAUAGUUCAACUCAAAUUCCUACUCUAAAAAACAUUUACCAAAGACAUAGUCCACAUAUGCAUGUAAAAACACAAGUUUUCAAAUCACAAUCUGACAACCUUGGUGAAGUAAAUAUGGAGUCAAAUGAUGAAAAUGACAGUUCAACUCAAGUUCCUACAACAACAAAUAUUUAUCAAAGAUUUAGACAACACAGACCACAUAUGCAUUUAAAAACGCAAUCUUCCAAACUACAAUCAGGAAACCUUGGUGUAGAGACAAAUGAUGAAGAUGAUAGUUCAAUUGAAGUUCCUACUCCAAGAAACAUUUAUCAAAGAUAUGGAAAACAUAGUCCACAUAUGCAUGUAAAAACGCAAUCUUCCAAAUCACAAUCAGAAAACUUUGGUGGAGAAAAUAUAAAGUCAAAUGUUGAAGAUGAGAGUGCAACUCAAGUUCCUACUACAACCAACAUUUAUGAAAAAUUUAGACAACCUCGUCCUCAUAUGCAUUUAAAAACGCCAACUUCCAAAUCACAAUCAGGAAAGCUUGGAGAAGUAAAUAUGGAGUCAAAUGAUGAAGAAAACAGUUCAACUCAAAUUCCUACUUUAAAAAAUAUUUAUCAAAGACAUAGUCCACAUAUGCAUGUAAAUACGCAAUCUUCCAAAUCACAAUCAGGAAACCUUGGUGAAGUAAAUGUGGAGACAACUGAUGACGAUGAUAGUUCAAUUGAUGUUCCUACUCCUAGAAACAUUUAUCAAAGAUAUGGAAAACAUAGUCCACAUAUGCAUGUAAAAACGCAAUCUUCCAAAUUACAAUCAGAAAACUUUGGUGGAGAAAAUAUAAAGUCAUAUGUUGAAGAUGAGAGUGCAACUCAAGUUCCUACUACAACCAACAUUUAUGAAAGAUUUAGACAACCUCGUCCUCAUAUGCAUGUAAAACCAGUAUCAAACACACAAGCAAACAUUAUGCAAAAUAAUGAAAGGGAAACAACUUUGCAGAUAGAUGAACAUCAAGGUUCAAUUGAUAAAAUUCAAGAUGUUGAAGAAACGGAUCCACCGAUAGCAACGAGCCUGUAUCAAAGAUAUGGGAAAAAUCGUCCAGCCAUUCACAUGAGACCCAAAUUACAGACUCCAAGGCACGAGAACCCCGAAAUUGUUCAGUAUAACGAAAAUCAAGACGAUUUUGAUCUAAAAUCAUCAGAUGACGUCCAUGGAAUAAGUGAAAUUGACGAUAUUGAAUCCAGAGAAGAUCAAUCACAGUCUUCUAUAAUGCAGAGUAGAAAUACAUAUCGUAGGAAUCAAAGAUACCACCGUAUGAAUCCCAAAUAUCUAUCAAACGAUGACGAUGAAGAAGUUAACGAUUUUAAUACCCAUUCUUCUAGAAAGGCUAAUCAUAAUCCCUCUUAUCGACGUAGAAGACCAUAUGAUAUGAGAUAUCGUCCUUCAGUACAAAAUGAUGAUUCCGAAGAAGUUGAUAUAGAACCCGAAAAUAGCCGAAGGAUAAAUCGUUUUCAGAGGCGUUUUGCUAACCCCGCGAAUUUGGAAAACUCUGAUUUGGAACAAAGAAGUCUAAGUAUAGAUGACUUCGAUGGAAAUCUUCAUCUAUUAAAAAGAAGAAGUCGGGAAAACAGUUCCUACAACAAAUCUUUAAUGAGCGAAGGACUCUCAGAAGUACCGAAGGUGGUCACAAGAAGCGAAUGGUUGAAAUAUAGAAAAUUUAGAAUAACUGGAAGUCGUUGCUAUUCUCUAUCUAGAUAUUCAAAAAAUGACUGGGAGACUAAAACGGUAAAAUAUUUUUACGAACAUUCGUUUAGUAAUAAGUUUGUUAAACACGGUUUAAAAUGGGAGUCGCAGGCAAGAACCGUUUUUAAAGAUCUGACAAAAUCAGAAGUAUUUGAAUGUGGUAUGGUUGUAAGCCAUUCAAACCCAUGGCUUGGAUUUUCUCCAGAUGGUGUGAUUAUGGAAAAUGAUAGACCACAUCAAUUGUUGGAAAUUAAAUGUAUUUUUGCAGAUCAAAACACUCCAGAACAAACCGAAUCGAUUAAUCUCUUCUCUGCAGUUGAAGAUCACGAUGAAUCCCUAUUCGAAACAUACGAUCCCGGUGAAGAAUAUUCUUUUUUCGAUAUACAAGAUGAUAUUAGUCCAACUGAUACACCUGUCGAUAAAGUAACUGUUACCUUGCCAAAAAGCUUCAUUGCAGAAGAUAAAACUAAUAACACUGCUCGUACUGCUUUAAAGUUUAAUGAUAGUACAGCUGAAACUGAAGUAGACAAUAUUGAAACAACUGGUUUGGCUAAUCCGGAAGAAAUGGACCACAUGCAAGAAUAUAUUAAUAAAAGGACUGGAUUAUCAUUACAUGAAACUGAACCUGUCACUGUUGAUCCAAACCAUUGGUUUGAAGUUGAUACUGAUGAAAAGACUGAAGAAAAUAAAAAAGAAAUAGAAAAAACUAAGAAAAAUAAAGAAGAUCUUGGUAAUAAACCUGAAAUAAUCACUGUUAAUCCAAAUCAUUGGUUUGAUGUUGAUACUGAUGAAAAGACUGAAGAAAAUGAAAACGGAAAAGAAGAAAUUGAGAAACAUGAAGAAGAAGAACAUAGUAAUGUAAAAACAAAUACACGAAACUUUAAUUUAUCGACAGCCACUGAGAAGAGCAAAGAGACAGAAUUAAUUAAUGAGAAGAACUCUAACUCUACAGUUAUUAAACAAGAAAAGAAAGAUAAGGAAAAUAUUGAUCUGGAAGUAGAAAUUAAGAAUAAAUAUAAUAAAAAUGUUACUGAUAAUAUUAAUAAAAAUCAUCCUAAAAUUGAGGAAUCUUUUAGAGAAACCAACAUCUCAAAUACAAACAAUAUUAAUACCAAAGAAAUAGAAUCUGUUGGAAAAGAUAAAAGCAGAAACACAACUAAAGAAAAUAUUAGUAAAGAUGUAAUAAAAGAUAGUCAAUAUGAUAAAAUUACAAAAACAGUUCAAGUAUCAAAUAUAACUAGUUCUACCAAUACAAAAAUGCCAAUACAUAAUAACGUUACUAAUACUAACAAAGAAAAUAUUACUAUAAGCAAGCAUCUCGAUAAAGAUAAUAAGACAGAAAAAUCCGUGCUAAGCAAUGAAAAAAUGUCUCAGAAAUCUAACACUUCAAAUGAAAUGAACGUUAAUAAGAAAGUAACAGAAGCUUAUAAAAAGCCUGAAAGUGAAAACUCAACUAUAGAAAAUUCUAACAAAAAUAUAUUAAAAGAAUUUCAACAUGACAAUAUUACAGACAUAGCUCCAUUGGUAUAUGUAUCUCAUGUAAUAAAAGAAAAUGUAACUGCAAUAAAUCAUUUUGGUAAAGAUAAUGAGACAGAAAAAUCUGUACUAAGCAAUGAAAAAAUUUCUCAGAAAUCUAACACAUCAAAUGAAAACAAUGUUAUUCAAACAGUAUUAGAAGAUUAUAAAAAGAAUAAAAGUGAAAACUCAACUGUAGACAACUCUAACAAAAAUAAAUUGAUUGAAUCUCAACAUAAAAAUAUUAAAGAAACGGUUCCAAUUGGAAAUGUAUCACACAUAGUAAAAGAUACACAAUUUGAUAAAAUUACAAUAACAGUUCCAGCUGCAAAUAUAACCAGUUCUAGCAAUACAAAAAUACCAAUAAAUAAUGAAGUUACAAAUUUAAACAAAGAAAAUACAACUAUGAGCAACAAUAAUGAUGAAGAUAAUACCACAGAAAAAACUGUGCUAAACAACGAAAAUAUUUUUCAGGUAUCUAAUACAUCAAAUGAAAAGAACGUUAAUAAAAAAGUAGCAGAAGAUUAUAAAAAGCCUAAAAAUGAAAACUCUACUACAAACAACUCUAACAAAGAAAAAUUAAGUGAAUUUCAAAAUGAUAAUAUUAAAGAAACAAUUCCAGUUAGAAAUGUAUCUGGUGAUAUAAAUAAAGAUGAAAAAAAUAUUAUCAAUACAACUACAGACAGUGAUCUUCACAAAAGUAAUGAAACAAAAGAUGUUAUGACUAUUAAUAAAGAGUUUUCUGAAGAAUCUAAUGAACCAAAAGAAAAUGAUAUUCAAAAUAAAGAAACAGAAAAUGUUAAAAAAUAUAAUAAUGAAUAUACAACAACUAUAGAAAAUUCAGAUGAACAGAAAUUAAAAAAACAAACUACAAAAAUAUAUUCAGUUGCAAAUGGAACUAAUACGUCUAAUGAAAAAUAUGUUGAAAAAAAUAAAAUAAAUACAACAACAGACAACGGUCUUCACAAAGGAAAUAGUACAGAAGAAGUUGUGACAAAUAGUGAAGAUUUUUCAGAAAAUUCUAAUGAACCAAUGGGAAAUAAUACUCAAAGUAAAGAAACAGAAAAUGUUAAAAUGACAAACACAUCUUCAGUUUCAAAUGGAACUGAUACGUCCAAUGAAAAACAUGAUGUAAAAAUUAAUAAAACAGAAGAAGCUAUGACAGAUAGUAAAGAUUUUUCUGAGGAAUAUAAAAAACCAAAGUAUAAUAUUAAUAAUAUCGACAUAGAAGAUGUUAAAAAAUAUCAAAUUGAAAACACUACUAUCAAAUUCGAUAAACUUAAAGAAAUAGCUCCAUCUGAAAAUUCGUCUGAUACUACUAAAAAAGAAAUGGUUAACUAUAUUGAAAAUAUUACAAGUAAUUAUACACCAACUACAAACAGCUCUAUGAACGAUAAUAAUAAAAAGAUUGAAUCAAAUUUGUCAAAUGAAAAGUUAGAACUGAAUUCAACUGGAAUAAUUCCAAGUAAUCAUAAAGAAAUGAAACAAAAUAAAACAGAAAUUAAUAAAAAUAAAAUUAUUGGUGAUAAAAGUACUGCUACUACUAAUGACGAUAAUAAAGAAGCCAAAACCGACAAAAUUAAAUCCAAUACUAACGAAGAAAGUCCUAAACAAAAUACAACUAUGAAAGUUCCAAAAAUUGACAAUUCUAAAAAUUCAGAAAAAACUGAGCCAAAAGAUGACAUGUUAAGCCUGAAUACAGAAAAUAUUGCAUUGACAAAUGAAAAUUCAACUAGAGAUAGUAGCUCUAUUACAAAGAAUGUAUCUACAAAUAAUACUAUUGAAAAUGUUCAAAAUGUCAAUAAUAAUAUGUUCAGUAGUGAAAAUAUUACUGUUUCUUUUAAAGAAGAUAACAUCACAACUACUGAUACAGACACAAUUGAAGAUCUGGAUGAGGAAGAUGACUCCAAAUCAAAUGAAUUGAAAAAUAUUGUUUUGGAAAGCAAUCCUACUGAAAAUACUAGUAAAUCUGAAGAACAUAAUUCUGUAGAAAGUCAUAUUUUCAAAAUACCGCCAAGAAGUACUGCUAAACCAGAAACUGAAAUAGAAGAUAAUCAUAUGGUCAAUACCAAUACGUCUGUACUAAAUAAAGAUAAAGGUUCUAUUGCAAACAAUAUAAGUACAGAUAAUAAUACUGAUAACAAUUACGAAAUUAAUGAAGAAACUACGCAAAAUGUUGACAAUUUAUUCAUAGAUAUUUUCGAUACUGAUGAUGACGGUAUUAUCGAAAUUGAUAAGUCAGAUACAACUACACAAAAAAUGAGUGAAGAGGUAAAAGAAGACGUUUCUAAACCUACUGAAACUAAUAAUGAAUCUGAGGAGAGCAUGGAAAAUAAUUCUAUGGAAAGUAACAUUUUCAAAAUACCGCCCAGAAGUACCCCAAAAGCUGAAAUUGAAAUCAAAGAAAAUGAAAUAGUUGACAGUAGUUGGCCUGUCAUUUCUGGAAAUAUUUUAGGGAAAAAAACCAAAGUCAAUGUUAAACUAAAAAUUAAGAAUGACACCUUAUACAUUCCCUCAGACGUUGCAAUUUAUGAAGAUUUGAACAAUUUGAACCUAUAUUUCAACUGGUCCUUAAGUAAUGAGACAAAAUAUAGAAUGUCGUUGAACCUGACGAAGACCAAAUCAAAAUAUUACGAAAUUGAAGGAGUAGAAGUGUAUCGCUGGAAGGGAAUUAUUUCCACCGCCCCCGAUGGAGCUGUGAGAAAACAGAGAAUGGUAUCAUGUUUUGAAUUAUUUUCACCGCCCCCGAUGGAGCUGUGA
Psylliodes chrysocephalus is the source of this 8559-nucleotide messenger RNA. NCBI's taxonomy places the organism in Eukaryota, Metazoa, Arthropoda, Insecta, Coleoptera, Chrysomelidae. The record is from the annotation of a GenBank genome assembly.